AUGGCCCCAAGGUACAUCACCAACGAUGAGCUUGCAAAGAUCAUCAAGAGCGACAAGGAGCCCCACAAAGACUAUCUUGUGAUCGACGUCCGGGACGAUGACCAUGUUGGGGGCCACAUAUCCGGGAGCCACCAUUUGCCGUCGCAAAAGUUCCUGGAUAGCGUACACGAUCUGGUGAACAGGACGAAGGACAUUCCAAUCGUUAUCUUCCAUUGCGCUCUAUCGCAAGCACGUGGCCCAAAAGCUGCUCGGAUAUAUUCGGAGACUCGCGAUAACCUGCAGAUAGCAGGCAAAGAUCAACCUCACGACGUCUGCAUCCUCCGAGGUGGCUUUACUGAGUUCCAGGCCAAGUUCAGGAAUGACCCCAAGCUCGUCGAGAACUUCGACGCGAGCGUGUGGGACUACUGA
Messenger RNA from Peniophora sp. CBMAI 1063, 408 nucleotides. Lineage: Eukaryota; Fungi; Basidiomycota; Agaricomycetes; Russulales; Peniophoraceae. The record is from the annotation of a GenBank genome assembly.